CUCUGAUUUGUGUAGGUAGACUCAACCAUAGUGUUCCUAUCUACAAUUUGGUCUCUGGAGGCAGACAUUUGAAGCAGCAAAAGAAUUGCCAGCUUUUUUCAAAGGAGACAGCGCUGAUGUUACCUGCUGAUACAAACUGAAACUGUGCCGCUCUUCAGGGCACUCAAUUCUGAAGACAUGCACGGUCUACAGCGGACUCAGUGCAGUUGAAGCAGAGCAUUGUGAAGAAGGCAUCCAGCACUGCCUCAGAGCCGGCUGCUGGUGGCAGCUCACCCCUGACACCUUCACACAGUUUCGAGCCUUUUUAGUCUGCCUCUUCCUAACUCAUUUCAGGUAGCCUUGGGCGGGGGCUAGUCUGGACUAGCCUGGGUUUACUCAGCAGAUUCCACCUUGAUACUUUUUGCCAACUUUGAGCUGGAUUUAGCUUUCUCUCUUUGAUUGCCUUCUAGCCUGUCUGCUCCAAGCAAACGUUUCACUUACUGCAGAAGCGAGAGCAAAGCAAAGGUGCGCGGAGAAGAAAUAUGGAGGAAGACAUUUUAUCUCUUAUGGAGGCUCUGACCAUCCAGGCAAGUGACGCAGAUCCAGAUCCUGUGGCUGCAACCUCUGUAGGAGUGGCACCUGCAAUUCAGACUCUCCCUCUUGAAGAUGCUCUGUCCACUGCAUGCCACGGAGUAAACCUGGGACAGAAAACUGAGCAUCAAGAGGAGACAAGGGACAGGUUCAAUUUCAGCCCUUGUCUGAGUGCAACGGACCCAGGCCUAUGCACUAAUGUGGCUCUUGAAGUUUCACCUGGUACACAUGAUGGGGGCAACGUAGGGAAAAAAAGGAGCCGUAAAAGGAGAAAUAAAAUGAAAAGGAAGGUGUAUCUUUCUUGGCCCGUUACACUAGAGACUCGAGAAUCUUCUACAAGGCAGGCUUCUGUUAUGGAGGCUUCGUUCAGGAAGGAGCCAAGAAGAAAGGGGGAGAAAGAGAAGGCAGUGGUUCCUGCUCAGCUGUGGCCCAAACCAGCUAGCACUUGGCUGCCCGAAGCAAGUCCAGUUCAGCCUUCUCUAGAAGAGAUCUCUGUCGCAGCCAGAAAGAAAAGAAAAGCACAGAAGAGACGCCAUUGCAGAAAGAGAGCUAAGAAGAACCAGAAGAUUGAGUCUAGUCCUUGGCCUGUGACAGUUCAGGCAUGGGCUUCUUUUGUAAACCCGGAGCUGGUGCAAACCAGUUUUACAGACUUUUCGCCAGCUGCCGCCGCCGCCACCGCCGCCGGGAUUGAGGACGACAUGUCUGUUUUCAGUUUGUCUAAAGGCACACAGACUAACAUCCCAGGCUCACCUGCACCUCUGCUGCAGGCUUUCUGGGAGGAGGUGGCCCCUGAUGUGAACGCGAAGAGAAAGAUAAAGAAGAAAAAACAUAAAGGGUGGCAAGGAAAGAAGGACAAUGCCCUGGAUCAUACCUGGCCCCUGGAGAUACAAGCAUGGGCACCAUUCCAAGCAGCAGCAGCCCCAGUCCAGGCUCUAAGUGAGGACAUGUCUCUACAGAGGGAAUGCUGGCCCCCACUAAAGAGUGAAAAAGAAAGAGAGUGUUUUCUUCCUUGGUCUGAGGGCACAGAGGAGGGGUCCUUCUCAGCAAUAGCUCCCUUGCAGAUCUCACUGAAGGAGGUCCCUGCUAUGACAUUCGGGCAAUCCAAGACAGAAGAAGCUAAGAGGAGGCCUGAUACCAGAGAGGAGCAAUUCCAGGGCAGUGAGGUGCUUGCCCUGGAAUCCUAUCAAAGUUGGGGAAAUGCAGAGCAAUAUCAGGGGCAUCAGGAUAAAGAUGACUGGGAUUAUAGUAUUUUGGAUAUGCUUACUCAAGCUGAAUGUUAUUGUGGGGAUCCCUUCUCAGAAGAGGGGGACAAGGCUCCCCCCGUCACUGGAAGUGAUGCCUACACCAGUAUUUCCGAGGCAGAGACAGACAGGCAGGAAGCGGAGGAGGAUAAAGGCACAUUUCAGACGCUCUGCAUGGGAAAGUGGGGAGGCUUUUAGGAUACGGGAGAGAAGGGACGUGGAACUGGAAAGCCCUUGCCUUUAGUUGUACAGUGGUCUCCAUGUGGAUGGAAGAAGGAAGUGCUUUGAAUGCUAUUCAGAGAAAGGCUCAUACAAUACAAGCGGCAAAUUUCUCCAUGUUUUAUAGUAAUCACAAUUAUACUCUUGAU
This is a messenger RNA of Peromyscus eremicus (cactus mouse), 2179 nucleotides long. RefSeq lists its product as uncharacterized. The record is from RefSeq and is a predicted model, not a curated record. Bases 522 to 2009 code for a protein of 495 amino acids. Lineage: Eukaryota; Metazoa; Chordata; Mammalia; Rodentia; Cricetidae. The transcript has 2 exons.